Molecule: messenger RNA, 1113 nt
Organism: Ambispora leptoticha
Lineage: Eukaryota; Fungi; Glomeromycota; Glomeromycetes; Archaeosporales; Ambisporaceae
Source: the annotation of a GenBank genome assembly
AUGUCUGGUAAACAAUUUAUGAUUUGCUCAGGCGCGUUACGUCAAGAAAUCUACAAUAAUGAAGCUUCCGAAAAUCAAAAGUACCGAUACCAACUACCCAGGAGUGGACCACCUGACGUCAUUGUUCCCAUUCCUAUUAGACCUGGCGGCAAUAGUAACGCAAAUCAACAACCUCACACAGUUCAGUUACGUUCUAUCCAUAUGCAACGACAAUUCACUUUUUCGGAGUUUAAAAGGAAGAAGAGCACACAAGCUCAACAAUCCACGCUUAAGCCUGCUCUUUUAGAGUUGUUACAGUAUAAAGAUUCUGAUGAAGAGAAAGAAGGGAAGAGGAAUGAUGAGACUCAAGCAAAUACUACUAAUACAAGUAAUCUUGCGACAAACCCGGAAAUGAUUAAUACUACAACUACAUUCGCUGAAAAUAACAAUGGUGCCGAACAAGUGUCCGUUAUGAAAAACGAUUUGGCUAAAGAUGAUGAUAAUCACAAUAAAAUUAAUCAUAAAAAUGUUUUUAAUACCAAAAAUGCAAUGGAGCUGGCGUUGCGAAUCGCUAAUCAAUUUGUUGUGGAUGAUUCAAAAGAUGUUGAUAAAGCCUCGCCUAAUAAUGCUAAAAUUAAAGAUUGUGAUGUUAAUAAUGAGCAAAUCAGCGGUGCACAGAAACAAACGAAGUUGGAUCUUGAAAGUUUUCUUGCUGAUCAGGCUCUUCAAUCAAAGAUCAUUACUUAUCCUAAUAACACAAGAAAUGAACCACAAUCACCAACAUUAAAAAACCAAAAAACAUUUGCAUGUCCAAACUGUAAUCGUCAAUUCAAUCGUAAAUUCAACAUGCAAUCACAUUUACUGACUCACAACCCAAAUCGUACAAAGCCUUUUCGAUGUGAAGUGGAAGGAUGCGCAAGCACAUUCACCCGGAAACAUGACCUGAAACGACACGUGAAUGGAAUUCACAAAUGUGAAAAGUUAUAUCAGUGUCCUGCGUGUUUGAGGAAUUUCUCGAGAAAGGAUGCGUGGAAAAGGCAUUUAAUUGGCUGCGCGCCGCCAACUGUUGAAAUAAAGAAUGUACAACCUAUCGGAGUCGAAUUACGAAGGAAAAUCGUAGAAUUAAUUGAUUGA